AUGCGUAUGAAUGACAACCGAUGGGCAAGAGCCGUUAGGGACUGGAUUCUCCGGGAUGUUAAACGCACUGCAGGAAAGCCACCGACUCGAUGGUCAGAGUUCGUCACGAGAAGCCUAGAAGAAAGGUAUGACGCUCAACGAGUUCCUAGAGCAAGCAGAACCCACUGGGCUACUCUUGAACGCGACAGGGAAAAAAUGGAAGAUUUAAUGGCUCUUGCUCGAGCCACUCGACGAUCAACGGGACUACAGGUGAUUCAGGUGACAGGUGAUACGUUAAGGCAGGCACAAUGGUGA
This is a messenger RNA of Angiostrongylus costaricensis, 294 nucleotides long. The record is from the annotation of a GenBank genome assembly. NCBI's taxonomy places the organism in Eukaryota, Metazoa, Nematoda, Chromadorea, Rhabditida, Metastrongylidae.